Knipowitschia caucasica is the source of this 354-nucleotide messenger RNA. The record is from the annotation of a GenBank genome assembly. NCBI's taxonomy places the organism in Eukaryota, Metazoa, Chordata, Actinopteri, Gobiiformes, Gobiidae.
AUGGAGCAGCUGCAGCCCCCCUGUGUCCAGCAGCACACAGAACCUGACCGUACACCACUGGCACCUACGCCUAAAAAAGUUCCUGUCUCCUUCAUUGACUCUCGUCUGGAUUCCGACACCAGCAGUGAGGAAGAAGCCAAGGAUGGAAAUGUUGAGGAGCUCACUGGGAAAGUCAGGCAGGAAGUCCUCACGUACUAUGGUGAGAAGCCCAUUCCCAAGGGGGAAAAUCCGUUAGAUUGGUGGAAAUUGAAUGAGGUGAAAUAUCCCUUUUUGUCGAGAUUAGCAAAGUCUUACCUCUGUAUACCAAGCACUUCCACACCAGCGAGCGGCUGUUUUCUGCAGCAGGAAACAUAG